Molecule: messenger RNA, 2386 nt
Organism: Haliotis rubra (blacklip abalone)
Lineage: Eukaryota; Metazoa; Mollusca; Gastropoda; Lepetellida; Haliotidae
Product: spatacsin-like
Cellular component (GO): cytoplasm
Source: RefSeq, a predicted model, not a curated record
UAUCCUGCAUGCCAACCAGCUGGACACAGUGGCCUUCCCAGCAUUCCUACAGCAGAUAGAUGGCAGUCGUAGAGAGAUGGAGAAGACCAUCAACCUGCUGAUUGAGAGGAAGGCAUUUGGUGAUGCGUACAAGUUCGCCCGGCUCUCUAACCUGUCCUGUGACGACAUCACCUUGAAGGAGAUGUUAACAGAGAAAGAGAUGUUAGAGAAGACUCUGGUGUGGAGGUCAAAGGUUGCCAGGGCCCGGUUCUGGAGGUCAUGUGCGGAAAAGUUCAGACUGAAUCAGAUCUCGCCAUCUAGUGUCAUAGAUUUCUUCAAACUGGAAGCAGAAGCAAUUGGCAGCAUGAGUGAGAAGGCCGGUACCUACCAGCUGUGUCUGGAACUGAUGACCGGCAGCGAGGACACAGACAGCCUGUAUGACCGGGUUCACAGACAGAUGUGGCACUGUCGCAUACAGGCCAAGAUCUCACAACAAAAGGGGGAGAGUGAGGAGAGUAGCGAGCCUGUGGAGGAGAUCCUGUCUGUCACGGAGGCCACAGACAAUGGGAAGUCAUCAGCAGAUAAGUCCGAGCUUCUCUGCCUGGGAAAGAUGCCUCCCAGUAGAAGACAGUCACAUGUCUCACCUGAGGAAACACAAGCUCUUAACUCACUGAUCGGACAGUUACUUGAUGAGGGCAAGAUUCGUGAGAGUUGCCAGGUGACCAGCGUCUUUCAUCACUACAGUCAGGAUCUUGCCACCAUCCUUACAUGUAUACGGCUCAGUAAUGACACUGUUACUCGAGAAACAAUGGAACCUGAGAUAAGGCGUCUUCUGACAAUAGACAGAAGGUCAAGGUCAAGCCUUGGAUCAUUUUCUGGUUUUAGUCGCACAUCAAGUUCUGUCAGUCUGGCAACUGCCUCUACAUCCUGGGACUUUCUGCCUGUUGAGAAGGAAGAUGCCAUUGUUGUCAUGGAGAAGCUACUUGGGCACUGUAACCAUGGGCAACAGUGCUGCCUGAGGAUAAUAACCGCAUUUAAAGUUGCAUGUGUGCUUGAUGUGGAAUAUGCACAAGUUGUUAAUAAAGAGGAGUUUUCAGUCCUGGAUGAGCUACUGCGGACAUCGUAUCCCCAGCGGUUUAUCCUUGCCAGGGACUAUCUGAGCACCAGUUGUUUGUCAGAUGAGCAGGUCGCUAGCUUCCUGUCUGUAUCCAUCAUCAAGGCCCUCAAGGUCAGCAUGGGAGGACAGUCGGGUCAAGGUAUGAGGGCAUCCAGCCCUCGAGAUAUGAUGUUCAACCCUAUUGAGAAGAUCUCCAUGUUUGACCAGUUCAUCAAGCUGUGUAAGGAGCCCUCCCGUCUUGGAGAGAACCUUCUGGAGGCCUCCCUGGCCAUGGGCGACUGCUCCGAUGACGUGCACUCAAAUGGCCAGACCCUGGCGAUACAGACCGAGCUUAUGAUCAUGGCGCAUGACUGUCACACUGCAGCCUGCAACAUGGAAGGCAUCUCACACGUGCUGCGAGCUGCACGCAUCUGCACCGACAGUCUCACCCAUCUUGAGGAGUUUUCCCUCAUGAUUCGGCUGCUGACUGGAGUGGGCCGGUUCAAUGAGAUGACGUAUAUCUUCGAUGCCUUGAAACUCCACCACAAGUUCGAACUGCUGCUGGGGAAGGGGAUGGAGAGGGGUGACAACUUGAAGACAGCGGUCCUGGACUACCUGAAGCGCUUCCACCCUGAGGACAAGGACAGCUACGAUGGUGGCUCACAAGUUUAUGAUGCAUCGGAGAUUGCACACAUGCUGGAGGAGUAUGUGCGGAACCUGAAGGCCCUCAAGAACAAACCGUUAGAAAACAAUCGAGAUGUUCAGGACAACCUUAAGAGAAGUGCCCAGUACUUCUCUGAUGCUGCCGAGAGCUAUGUAAAGGACAGCUGUCUGCGUCAUGCACAUCAGUGUCUGCGGCAAGCGCGUCUGCUGGAGCUGCAACUUCAGCACCUUUCUUCAGGUGUCCAAGUAGUCAACCUCUCCCCAGAGGGCGUAACAGCUCUCAUCUCACAACACCCCAAGUUUGUUGAGUCUCUGAUUGUCAGCGAGGCUUAUGGGAAACGUGCCAACUGGUCUGAGGCCAUCUAUUACAACGUGAUCCUAAAUGGCGACUUCCGCUACCUCCAGGAUCUGCGGUCACACAUACGCCUCAAAGCUGCCAUGAUCCAGGAGGCCAUCGGCAGGUUCCAGCAGUCAGUGAACAGUGCCCCUCAACAACACCUGAACCACAUCAAGAAGUUGCUGCCUUUCUGCAAGGAUGUACGCAUGCAGUACAACAUAGCCAAGGAUCUGCAGUUGAAUGAUGUUGUUACCUCCAUGUUGAAGAAUGACACAUGGAGUUAUCUGACGGACGUUGUCACCAUGUCCUGA